GCCCGCCCCGCCGCCGCCGCCCGGGCUGUUCCUGUAAGGCGGGGAGACAAUGAGUAAACUCUCCUUCCGAGCGCGGGCGCUGGACGCCGCCAAACCGCUGCCUAUCUACCGCGGCAAGGACAUGCCUGAUCUCAACGACUGCGUCUCCAUCAACCGGGCCGUGCCCCAGAUGCCCACCGGGAUGGAGAAGGAGGAGGAAUCGGAACAUCAUUUACAGCGAGCUAUUUCAGCACAGCAAGUGUUUAGAGAAAAAAAAGAGAGCAUGGUCAUUCCUGUUCCUGAGGCAGAGAGCAACGUCAACUAUUACAAUCGCUUGUACAAAGGAGAGUUUAAACAGCCCAAACAGUUCAUUCAUAUUCAGCCUUUUAAUCUAGACAACGAACAACCAGAUUAUGAUAUGGAUUCAGAAGAUGAGACCUUAUUAAAUAGACUUAACAGAAAGAUGGAAAUUAAGCCUUUGCAAUUUGAAAUUAUGAUUGACAGACUUGAAAAAGCCAGUUCUAAUCAGCUUGUAACACUUCAAGAAGCAAAAUUGCUGCUAAAUGAAGAUGAUUACCUUAUUAAAGCUGUAUAUGACUACUGGGUGAGAAAACGAAAAAACUGCAGGGGGCCCUCCCUCAUUCCUCAGAUAAAGCAAGAGAAAAGAGAUGGCUCAACCAACAAUGAUCCCUAUGUUGCCUUCCGGAGAAGAACAGAGAAAAUGCAAACUCGAAAGAAUCGUAAGAACGAUGAAGCCUCUUAUGAAAAGAUGUUGAAACUGAGACGAGAGUUCAGUAGAGCCAUAACAAUUUUGGAAAUGAUUAAGAGAAGAGAGAAAACAAAACGAGAAUUGUUGCACUUAACCUUAGAAGUUGUGGAGAAAAGAUAUCAUUUAGGAGACUAUGGUGGUGAAAUCCUUAAUGAAGUGAAAAUCAGCAGGUCAGAAAAAGAGUUAUAUGCCACUCCAGCAACUCUUCAUAAUGGAAACCAUCACAAAGUCCAAGAAUGUAAAACUAAGCACUCUCAUCAUUUGUCUUUGAAAGAAGAGGCUUCUGAUGUGGUUCGUCAAAAGAAGAAGUACCCAAAGAAGCCUAAAGCAGAGGCUUUGAUAACAUCUCAGCAACCCACUCCUGAGACAUUGCCUGUGAUCAAUAAGAGUGACAUUAAGCAAUAUGACUUUCACAGCUCAGAUGAAGAUGAAUUUCCACAGGUACCAUCCCCAGUAUCAGAACCUGAAGAAGAAAAUGAUCCUGAUGGUCCCUGUGCUUUCAGAAGACGGGCAGGAUGCCAGUAUUAUGCUCCUCGUUUGGAUCAGGCUAACCAUUCAUGUGAAAACUCAGAAUUGGCAGAAUUGGAUAAAUUGAGGUAUAGGCAUUGCCUUACAACACUUACAGUCCCAAGAAGAUGUAUAGGAUUUGCAAGGAGGCGAAUUGGCAGAGGUGGAAGGGUCAUAAUGGACCGAAUAUCUACAGAACAUGAUCCUGUCUUGAAACAGAUAGACCCUGAAAUGCUGAAUGGUUUUUCAAGCUCUUCCCAAACUAUAGACUUUUCUUCUAAUUUCUCUCGGACCAAUGCUUCCAGUAAACAUUGUGAAAAUAGACUUUCCCUUUCUGAAAUACUAAGCAAUAUCAGAUCAUGUCGACUACAGUGUUUCCAGCCAAGGCUACUAAAUUUACAGGACAGUGAUAGUGAAGAAUGUACCUCAAGAAAACCAGGGCAGACUGUGAACAAUAAAAGAGUUUCUGCGGCAUCUGUAGCUUUAUUGAACACCAGCAAGAAUGGCAUAUCAGUAACAGGGGGUAUCACAGAAGAGCAGUUUCAGACACAUCAACAGCAGUUAGUUCAAAUGCAAAGGCAGCAACUUGCUCAGCUUCAGCAGAAACAGCAAUCUCAGCAUUCCUCGCAACAGACACAUCCAAAAGCACAGGGCUCAAGCACCUCUGACUGUAUGUCCAAAACACUUGACUCAGCCAGCGCCCACUUUGCUGCAUCUGCAGUGGUCAGUGCACCUGUUCCAAGUCGCAGUGAGGUAGUCAAGGAACAGAACCCUGGCCACAACAACAUAAACGGUGUUGUCCAGCCUUCAGGAACGUCUAAAACAUUGUAUUCCACCAAUAUGGCUUUAUCAUCUAGCCCAGGGAUUUCAGCUGUACAGCUUGUAAGGACAGUUGGUCACACCACAACAAACCACUUAAUCCCAGCGUUGUGCACAAGCAGUCCUCAAACACUUCCCAUGAACAAUUCCUGCCUGACAAAUGCAGUGCACCUCAAUAAUGUCAGCGUUGUUUCUCCAGUCAAUGUGCAUAUCAAUACACGGACUUCAGCACCCUCGCCAACAGCCUUAAAACUCGCCACAGUGGCUGCCAGUAUGGACAGAGUGCCAAAGGUUACUCCUAGCAGCGCCAUCAGCAGCAUAACAAGAGAGAACCAUGAACCAGAAAGAUUGGGUUUAAAUGGAAUAGCAGAGACAACAGUAGCUAUGGAAGUGACAUAACCUAAAACAUGUGGCUUUGACCUGUGCUGAUGGUGUGCAGUCAUUCAUAUUCCAGCUGAAUGCAAAAGGCGACACUCUGUAGGUCACAGAGUGUACCAAUGGACCUAAAUGGACUACAGUAUAUCGGAUGUUAAAUCGAUAUAUAAUGUAUAUUUUGUAAAAUUGGGAAAAUCACUACCUUGUAAAAUAGUUUAUUUGUAUCAUCAAUAUUAUUUCUGUUACUUGAAUAGUAGAUAUUCAUCAUCAUGCUUUUGCACUUGAAUUUGCAACUGAAUGGAUUUUAAAAAAUAAUUCUUUAAUGGGAUCAUGAGCAUGAAAUGGGAUCCUGCAUCACUUGUUUUAACUAUUUAUUUUGCCAUGUUUACAUUUUGUAUCUUGUAAAAAUAAAUCCAACUUUGUGUCUAAAAAGUUAAAGAUUCAUAGCUAGGAAAUGAAAUUCUUGUAAUUUUUUUCUAAAGGAACUGUAAAGUUUUCACUUGGUUCAUUUUGUUUCACAAUUUGACUAGAUGGACUUUUUGGUAAAUACUUUAGUGGCAUUUCACUGUCAAAUAUGAAGUUCAAGGCAAAAUAGUAUUUUCUAUUACUGUGCAGGGGAAAGGGAUGGAUCGAUACAUGCAAAUUUAAUGUAGUAACUCACUUUUCCAUAUAUUUUGAAUGUAUAUUUCUAUUUAUAAUACCAGUUUAUAAAAAAUAAUUACACAGAAAAAUGGACUAGGAAAAAUUAUGCAUCUAGCACAUUUAAACUGUGCGGAUAUGAAAAUUUUUCAAGGAUUACAUUUUAUCUGAAGACUACAUAUUUUAACUGGCUUUAAAACUGUAACACAUCACAUAAAGAUAUUUUACCAGGUAUGUAUUGCAUUAUAUCAUUGCAAUAAUUACUGGAAGUCUAGCUAUCGAGCCAUCCCAGGUGUUGGGAGGGGGGGAGGGUUGUGGCAAGAUUGUCUUUUCAAUUUUGGAGAGUUUUCCUGUGGCUACAAGGCAAGUAACGGGUUGGAAAAAGUCUGACUGUAAGCGUUGGACACCUUCAUAGUGUAGUGUUUUAGUGACUUUUUUUAUACGGUUCUUGUAAAUUAGAUACGUGUAGUGGUGUUUCAGAAUGUUUGUUUAUGCACUAGUUCAGACAACUUUCCCUGUUACUUGUUCUUGAUAAGUGAAAACUGCAGGGAAAUAAAAAAUACAUAUCAAACAUGGA
This is a messenger RNA of Lepus europaeus (European hare), 3665 nucleotides long. It is a transcript of the gene EPC2, whose product is annotated as enhancer of polycomb homolog 2. Gene Ontology annotation, biological process: regulation of transcription by RNA polymerase II. The coding region runs from base 50 to 2473 and encodes 807 amino acids. NCBI's taxonomy places the organism in Eukaryota, Metazoa, Chordata, Mammalia, Lagomorpha, Leporidae. The record is from RefSeq and is a predicted model, not a curated record. The transcript has 14 exons. Gene Ontology annotation, cellular component: piccolo histone acetyltransferase complex.